This is a messenger RNA of Carya illinoinensis, 1426 nucleotides long. RefSeq names its product acyl-protein thioesterase 1-like. NCBI's taxonomy places the organism in Eukaryota, Viridiplantae, Streptophyta, Magnoliopsida, Fagales, Juglandaceae. Gene Ontology annotation, molecular function: hydrolase activity. The transcript is spliced from 10 exons. The record is from RefSeq and is a predicted model, not a curated record. Bases 329 to 1096 code for a protein of 255 amino acids.
ACCCCACUUUACCUUUUCGAGUCUUCGACUCUCCAUAUUCAAUUUCAUUGUUUUAUCAGAUCUUUUCUACACCUGCAAGUUCUUGCCGCUUUCAUGACGACCUCAUUGGCUUUGUGAAUGUAGAAUUUCUGGGUUCGUUAGCUAAUGGUCAUCUUCAUCCAGAAUAACCAAAAUUUUUAAGUAAACGCUUUUGUGCGUGUGAAAUGGGAGGGGGAAAGAUUUUUUCUUUGUUACACGGGGUUAAUAUUCUUUGUUGCUGUAGUUGAGGAGCUCGUCUUAACCAUUGCAACACGUAACCUCCAACGUGCAAACAUUCGAGUGGGAAAGAAUGAGUUACGGCAGCUCCGAUAUAGGUUCUGGUAGUGGAACUGCUACAAGGACAUUUGAGUUCGGAAGGACCCAUGUGGUGAGGCCUAAGGGGAUGCACCAGGCCACUAUAAUUUGGCUGCAUGGCCUUGGUGAUAAGGGCUCAAGCUGGUCCCAGCUCUUGGAAGCCCUUCCUCUACCAAAUAUAAAAUGGAUUUGCCCCACAGCUCCUACACGACCGGUAAAAUUAUUUGGCGGAUUUCCUUGCACUGCCUGGUUUGACGUUGGAGAUUUUUCAGAAGAUGCCCCUGAUGAUUUGGAGGGAUUGGAUGCUUCAGCAGCACAUGUUGCCAACCUAUUGUCGACUGAGCCUGCUGAUAUCAAACUUGGUGUUGGGGGCUUCAGUAUGGGUGCUGCAACUGCACUCCACUCUGCCAUGUGCUUUGUUUCAGGAAGCUAUGCAAAUGGAAACCUUUACCAGGUCAACCUAAGUGCAAUUGUUGGUCUUAGUGGCUGGCUCUCAUGUUCAAGGAUCUUGAGGAGCCGAGUGGAAGGGUCACAUGAGGCAGCAAGGCGGGCAGCAUCAUUACCUGUUUUUCUCUGUCAUGGGCUAGGUGAUGAUGUCGUUGCAUACGAACAUGGAAAGAGAUCAGCGCAGACGUUAAGCUCAGCUGGAUUUCAAAAUCUCACAUUUAGAACUUAUAAUGGGUUAGGUCAUUACACAAUCCCGGAAGAGACCGAUGAAGUCUGUAGUUGGUUGACUGCAACGUUGGGACUCGAGGGAUCUUGAUCGUACUGGUGGGAUAGGAUGGAAGGAAAGCAUAUAAAAUAGGGGUUCGGAGUGGCACUCCAGAAUAGAUUGAAUGGAUAGUAUGAUUGGCGGGCACGGUUGCUCUUUUCCUAAAUAAGCUUUUUAACCGAAGCUCUCUUUGUAUUUGGUUUUUGUUGGUCACUAGGGAAUUUACGUUGUUGGUUUUUCUUGUCCUUUUAAAAAUAAACUUACGAGGAGUGUGGAGUUCAAUCGCAAGGAUACUCAAGGACAAAGUGGGAAGAUGGGGGUGUAGUCUACAUGAAUAGAAUUUUUGUUUUUGAUAAUGAUGAAACGUCCUAAUGUUUUUUA